Molecule: messenger RNA, 5590 nt
Organism: Brassica napus (rape)
Lineage: Eukaryota; Viridiplantae; Streptophyta; Magnoliopsida; Brassicales; Brassicaceae
Product: phragmoplastin interacting protein 1-like
Exons: 2
Coding region: 3294-4145 (283 amino acids)
Molecular function (GO): RNA binding; zinc ion binding
Source: RefSeq, a predicted model, not a curated record
AGAGAGUAGCUCUUCUUUUUGUAGAUAGAUUUGUAGACCCUUAAAGUUAUUUAUAAACCAAACCAAUGCCUCAAGAAGCCGGAGCAAAUGUGUAAUGCUUUCUUGUGGAAGGGUACUCUGGAUAACGCUAGGGGGGCAAAAGUACGCUGGGAAUCAGUAUGUGCUCCAGCUGGUUUCGUGAUCGUGUGAUCACUUGAGCUGUAAGCCUGCUUGGCAAUUUUAAUUAUAUAUGGAAAUUUAGAGGGAAAAAAAUUUAUUUAUAAACCCUUGUAAAAUGUAUUAUAAGCAUUUAUAAGCCACAAUUAUUUUAUUUUAACUUAUAAAUUCUGUAUUAUUUAUGAAAGAGUUUUCUGAAAAGUUAAUAAAUAUUAAAAUGUUUUAUAUACAAAUAUUAAGUCGUUGUGUUGGUUUCUAUAAAUUGUUUUAAAAAGAUUUUCAUACAUGAUUGUUAAAGUUAAUUGAUGAAAGGUUGUAUACACUUUCCAAUGUUUUAUAAUUAUUUACUAUAAAUUAUUUUGUUUUGGGUGUUUGGCAAUUGCAAUUGUUAAUUUUUGGAUUACUUUUUGAUUAAAAUAAAUAAAAAUAGAAAAUUAUAGUAAGAUUAAGAUAAUCUUUUGAAACUGCACCUAUGAACGAUAAAUAAACAAAAGUUGGUUAAAUGACUUUCGUUUUAAUAUAUAGUAGGAUUUUCGUAAUUAAUGUAAUACUUAUAUUUUAACACCGAUAUAAAAAAAAGAAAAAAAUUGAAAAAAGGAGAUACUUUAAACUUAGGUUUGUCCAAAUCAGUGUUUUUAAAACCGGACCGACCCGAUGGUUGGACCGAGUUCGACCGUGAACCGGUUAUAUAGUCGGGUUGGUCUAGUAAUUGGUUCGACCAUGAACCGGCCACAUAGCCGGAUUAUAUUUCAAAGUUAUUAAACCAAUAAAAACCACUAAAACUAUCGAAAAUCUAUAAACCAUCCAUAUAAACAAGAAACUAAUUUAUAUUUAUAAUAUUUUAUGUUCAAAAUUGAUUUAUAUUUUAACUAUGCAUCAUGUUUACUAAUAUUACUUUUAUAUUUACAUACUAAAAAAAUAUUAAACCAUAUUAUUGAACCAGGUUUGACCCGGUCGAACCAUAUUGAACCGUGACCCAAAAUAUUUCUGGUUCUGCUUCCGGUCCGGUUUUAAAAACACUGGUCCAAAUAAGACUUACUGACGAUUAUUUAGGAAAAUAAGAUUUAGAUUAAUGUUAAUACCAUAAUACCCUUAAACUAACCAAUUUAUCUUAAUUACAAAUUGUAAUAGAAAAUAUUUUCUAAUUGAUUUAAUAUUAAAAAUGAAAAAGUAAAAAACAAAAGUAAAGAAAAAACCCACGAGAGCUACAACUCUUAAGUGGUUUUACCCUAUUUUUUUCACUUUACACGUCUUCUCCACCGUAGCUUCUCAACCCAUGUCAAUGGCAAUUUGGGGUUAUGCAAAAUCCUUGUUCCUUCGUCAGUUUUCAUCCAUUUUUCGUCUCUAAUCUCGUUUUACUCUUCCUCCUCUUCGUUCUCAUACACGAAUCAACGAAUCAGAGAUUUGUUCUUCUUCUUCGGGUUUCGUCCUACGGUCUUGUUCUUCCGCUAGGGGUUUUGUCGGACAGGCCUGUUCUUCCGCAGCUUUUGAUUGGCAAUACUCGAGGAUUCCACAUGAUGGCUCCUAGACCGAGACCAGCAGCUCCUGCACCUACGUAUGCGGAUUUGUUUGGCGAUGGAUCUUCCUCUAGCGGUCCAUCGUCUUCUUCCGGGACAGUUCCGGACUCUCACACAUCUCGGAGAGUUUUUUCUUUAUUUUAUUAUUAACUCUAAAUACGUUUUUAUAUAUAUACAUAUAGGUGGCUCCUAGAAAGAAGGGAAGGACGGUCGGAAUAGGUUCCGUUAACGAAGUUGCAAGGGCGACUUCGUCAUACUAUUCGAGACGGGACCAGGACAACGACCGGAUGCAGGCUCGCAUGGAUACCCAGCAGCAGCGUUUGGACUCUCUCGAGGGUUUGCUGGAUGUGAUGGCGAUGGGAAAUCCAACUUUGCAGAGAGCUUUGGCGGAGAGACGAGCAGCUCUCGGGAUGAGCCAGCCGGAUCCCGAAGCAGGAACGUCUACAGACCCGAACCCCUCAGCCAACUACUUCGAUGACGAUGAUGUUGGCCUUUAGUUUCCUUUUUUAAUUUCUUUUGUUUUGUAUAAAAAAUUUAAAUUCUAUUUAAUUAAUGAAUUUAUAGUUUUUUAAAAAAAAUUAUUUGGUUUCAUAUUUAAUUUUAUUUCAAAUAUUUUAAAUUUUAAAAUUAUUGUUUUAUAAAAUUUAUAUAAUUAUUAUAAUUAAUUAAUAUUUUAAAUAUGGAGAUGUAAAUUCGUUGUAAAAUUCUACGUUAAGUCCUCGUAACAUUUACGAGGAAUUUACAUGGAGUCGUUGUAAAGUCCUCGUAAAGUUUACAUCGACUUUACGUGGAAGCCUUACGUGGCUUUUACAACGAACUAUUAUGAGGUAUUUACAUCGCCAUUUACGAGGGCAUUACGACGAAUAGUUUCCUUACGCUUUACGAGGAAUUGACUUCCUCGUAAACGUAACUAGGACUUUACGACGAAACCUCCGUUACGACGAGCGUUUAACAACGAAACGCGUAUCGAUGUUAAUUCAUCGUAAAACCCCUAUUACGACGAAUUUACAACGAAUACCGCCCUCGUAAAAAAUAUGUUUUCUUGUAGUGUCUUGUCAGAAUAAAACCGAACAAAUUAUACCAAAAAUAGAAUAUACAAAAAAGUUUUGUUUGUGUUAUAUACCAAAGAUAAAUCUGUGUAUAAUAUUUAGUAUCUGAUUUCUAGACUAAUUAGAUGACCAAAACAAGUAUUUUGUGCUCAGUUAUGACAUAAAAUAAAAUAUGUUUCCAUUAUUUUUUAAAAGAAAAUUAAACAUAUAAAUAGUCAUACUAAUGUUUCUAAUAGUUUUCAUAUUUUUUAAUUUUUAAAAAAUUUAAUUUACUAUUUUUUCAUUACAUAAGUGUAAACAUGUUCAAAAUAACAAAAAAGAUCAAAAGUUUUAUUGGGACAUACAAAAGUCAAACGUCUCUUAUUUCCAAUUCUCCCGAAAAUAUAUCGGUGGUAAAAAUAGUUGAAUCAAUAAACAAGGAUAGAGCCAAGUCAACAACAUAUAAUCUCAUAUCUAAAUCCCAACAGAGCCCAUUAACCUAAAGCCUAACAGAGCCCAUAUCUAAGUCGUAUAAAAAUCAUUCGAUUUGGGUUUAUGGAGAGAUUUCGUUCACUUUGAGGAAUAAGAGAACAUGGUGGUGCCAUCAAACAAGAAGCUGAAGAAGAAUAUUCGCAGAAGGAGAACAUAUUCUGGCUUCGUUCCAGAAAUAGUGGAGGGUUAUAACAGGGUAUGCAUUGGGAACUUAGCAUGGGACACAACAGAGCGUGACAUACAUGAACUCUUCUCUGGCUGCGUAAUAAACUCGGUGCUGUUAGGCAAAAACAAAGAAACAGGGGAAUUCAAAGGGUGCGCGCAUGUGUAUUUCAAUGAUAUUCUGUCUGUGGCCAUGUCGGCGCUUAAGCUGGAUCAGAUUUUCUGUAAUAGUACUAAUCGUACACCUGGUAAGAUCAAAAGGAGGACUUGUUACGUGUGUAGAGAAAAGGGUCAUCUUGCCACAGCUUGUGGCAAGAAGCUUAAAGAUUCUCAUGAUCAGGCAAACGCUAAGGUGGAUCAAGAGACUGUUAACACAAGUACUGCUAUGCUAAGCUAUGACCUUCAAAAGAACAAUGGUGGUUCUUAUUGCAUGAAUGAGACAUACACUGCUACAAAUGAAGCUCAUAGUGGAAGAUUAGCUUCUGAGGUUAGCUUUGGUGAGACCAAAAGGAGGACCUGUUACGAGUGUAGAGAAAAGGGUCAUCUUGCCAAGGCCUGUCUCAAGAAGCUUCAAAACACUGGUCACACAAACGCAAAGGUGGAUCACCAGACUGUUGAGGCACGACCGAUUCAGGAAACAAACUAUAAUUUUCAAAAGAUAUCAGGAGAUACUGACAACAAUGGCGGUUCUUACAUGGACGAGACAUAUGUUGCUGACCCGGUAUCCGUUGUUGCAACAAAUGGAACUAGUGACGGAAGCUCAGUGUCUGCAGUUAGUUGGCAUUGGUAAGAAUCGUAAGAUCAAAAAGAGAACAUUUUUGAAAUAAUUUUGUCAUCAUCUUAUUUAGCAAAAAAAAUCAUGUUAGACUAAUUUUAAUUAACCCAGGAUAUAAAUAAAUUUUUAUUUGUAUUUUUAGAUUUAGUAUAAAGUUUGGUCCAAAGCUUUUAAUUUGCUAUCUAUACUAUUAUUUGAUAAGUGAUUUCACUUAUUUGCAUAUUCUACGUAUCUAUAUUAUUAUUUGAGAAGUGAUUUCGUUUAUUUGUCAUAUUCUCUAUAAUUUUAGGAUUAAUCAUUAGUCCAAUUCAUUUAUAUUAUAAAAAGUUAUUAUAAUAUAUAUUUAUCUAUCACAAUAUUUAAGAUAAUUAAUUAAUAAACAGAUAUUGACAAAUUCUACCAAUCUAUAUAUACUAUUAUCUAAAAUAUUAUUUAAGUAUAUAUAUCAUGGUAUUUGGGGUUAUUAAUUAAAUAAAUAAAUUAACAAUAGAUAUUAACGAAGCUACUAGUAUAGCCAUGUUUUCUGAUUCUUAUCGGAAAUAUUGAUUCAAAUUCAGAUUAUUACAACAGUAAUAAUAUAACUAGGUUUAUAUUAUAUUUAAUUUAUGAUUUUUAUCGUUAAUAUUAUAGGCAGCUUCUCUGAUUCUUAUUAGAAACAGAUUAUUUCAAUAUUAAAUUUAAUAUUAAAGUUAAAGCAUAAUUAAAAUAUGUGUCGUAGACUAUAAAUUGAAUAAUUAUGAUAAUUAUUUUAUAUAUUUUAAAUAUAAAUAAUCAUAUUCCUAAAUAAAUUAAUUUGUAUUUAUAAAUGACAAACAUCAAUUAGAAAACUCCAAUUAGAGCACCCCAAACAAAAAAAAAGAAGGUCCAAUUAAAGCACUCAAGUCAUAUUUAUUUACUCUAUUUGUAAGUUUAAAAAUACAUUUUUGUUACUAUAUAGUUUUGAAGAUAUUCACCUUCUGCUACAUCCUCACUUUGUAAUGAAGAUAUUUUUAGAGCAAUCUUAUUUGAAAAACUAGUGGAUUGAUGUUCUGAAUUUUAAAAUACCUAACAAUAUAUAAUAUAUCUGAUUUGAUUGUUUUUAGGAUAUUUCAUGAGGACUUUAGAUGGGUUGCUCUUAUAGUCUAUACUAUUAUUUGACAAGUGAAUUUGCUGAUUUGCCAUGCUCUCCAUGAUUUUAGGCUUACUCAUAUUUUAUGUUUUAAUUACUAAUUUUAAUAAAUAAUUUUGAAUGAUUUAGCUGAUAAUUUAUCAUUAUCUUCCAAGUAAUUAAAAAUUCUAACGAAAAUAUCACAGUUAAAUUUAUAUUAUAUUUAUUUUAUUAAUAUUAAAAUAUUAUAUAAUAUAAUAUUUGGUUAGUAAUACUAAACCGACUCUAUUCUAAUAUACAUAUAUAUAUAUAGAAUGAAUCAUAUAUCUUUUAAGACAAUCAAAAUAAUUUUUGAAAAAAUGUUGGCAAAGAA